Molecule: messenger RNA, 1628 nt
Organism: Brassica napus (rape)
Lineage: Eukaryota; Viridiplantae; Streptophyta; Magnoliopsida; Brassicales; Brassicaceae
Product: protein NETWORKED 4B-like
Exons: 4
Coding region: 67-1473 (468 amino acids)
Cellular component (GO): vacuolar membrane
Molecular function (GO): actin binding
Source: RefSeq, a predicted model, not a curated record
UGAUUAGUUUAUGAUUAGAUUAAUCAUCUUCAAGGCAGAUAUAAAGGGCUUUAUGAAGACCAUUCUAUGAGCAUUCUCAAUCAUAAACUCUCUGUUCUUCUGCAUUUGUGUAAAGGGUUCCUAAGAUUCUCUACACCCCUCAAAGUCAUGGCCUCGUCUGCGGCACUUAGCAAGAAGCAGUUUAAGAGGUCUACGACCAAAAAAUCACACUCAUGGUGGUGGGACAGUCACAAUUGUCCCAAGAACUCAAAGUGGCUUGCAGAGAAUCUAGAGAAGAUGGAUGACCGUGUGAAACACAUGUUGAAGUUGAUUGAAGAAGACGCAGACUCUUUUGCCAAGAAAGCUCAGAUGUAUUACCAGAAGCGUCCCGAGUUAAUCCACCUUGUGGAGGAGUUUUACCGCAUGUACCGCGCUUUGGCUGAGCGUUAUGAUCAAGCUAGUGGUGAACUUCAGAAAAACCAACAGUCACAGGGCUCUCUUGACCAACCAUCUCCUACCUCGAGUCGCCGUCAUAAGGACGAGGAAGAGUCAUCAUCUUUGACUGAUUCUGGUUCUGAUUCUGACUCGGUUCAUGAUCAUUCCUCUGCUAGUGAUGAAGAUGGUGACGAGGCAUUAAUCCGUAGGAUGGCUGAACUAGAGCUUGAGCUUCAAGAAACAAAACAGAAGCUCCUUCUCCAGCAGGAAUGUGAUAACGGUGACAACAACACUGAUCUCCUUCAGAAAAUUACUGUAUAUGAAGGAGAGCUUAGAGAAGCCAAUGAACAGAUUCGGAUGCAAGAAGAAGAGAUUGCUAAUCUGAAGGUUGAGCUUCAGAGCUGCAUGUCCUCUGGAGCAGAGGAGAAGCUCAAGUUGGCUCAAAACGACGCUGACACUCUCAGAAACAAGCUCAACGCAGAGAAGAAAGAAGUCUCGAAGUUGGUUGAGAGACUUGCAAUGGUGAAAACUAGUUUACAGGACAGAGACAACGAGGUAAGGUCGCUGAAGACAGCAGUCUCUGACGCUGAAGAGAAGAUAUUCCCGGAGAAAGCACAGAUCAAGGGAGAGAUGUCAAAGCUCGUUGAAGAACGAAACCAGCUUGGAGAGCAGUUGAGAGAGCUGGAAUCACAUGUAAGGCUGAUCUUGGAAGAGAAAGCUGGAAUAGAGGAGAAGCUUAAAGUAGAAUCCGAGAAGCUAAGUGUGAUGAAAGAUGAGAGCAAUGUGCUGAGAGAUGAGAUUGGGAAGAGAGAAGAGAAGAUAAAGGAAAUGGAGAAGCAUAUGAAGGAGCUUCACAUGGAGCAAGUGAGGCUAAGAAGACGGUCGAGUGAGCUUGCGGAAGAAGUGGAGAGGACGAGAGUGGCUGCAUCUGAAGUGGCUGACCAGAAAAGAGAGGCCAUAAGACAAUUGUGUAUGUCUCUUGACUAUUACAAAGAUGGGUAUGAGAGGCUUUGGAAUGUUGUUGCAGGACAUAAGAGAGGAGUGGUCUUAGCAUCAUGAAGUUUGGCUAAUUAAGUGUAGUUUAAGGUAAAUGACUUUGUGUCAUGUCCUGAUCCUAGUUACUUUGUGUGUUGGACUUGCAUGCUUUUUGAAGGUUGAAGAUGAAUAAUGUAUGUUUGAUAUUACUACAUAUCAAUGCUAAUAUUAUUAUCUCA